UGUUGAGUGAUGGUUACAUUAUCCUAUGCUUGUGAAAUUAUUUCAACUACACUUUUGUCUUAUCCCUAGGAUGACAUCUAUAUUCAUGGUGUCCUUUCUCCUUUGCUUUGCUCAUGGGCAUGCUGCUUUUCUAUGUAUGCUGACUGAAUAUACCAUGUACGUGGAGAUGGAAGAGUGUAGUCACUGCAUUGCCAUCAACACAACAAUAUGCUCUGGAUACUGCUCAACUAAGGAUCCUAAUAUGAAGGGAAAUUUACCGGAGGCCAAACUGAAUCAGAAGAUCUGUACAUACAGUGACUACAUUCUCAAGACGGUUUCAAUCCCUGGUUGCCCAGUGCAUGUCAAUCCACACUAUACCUACCCUGUAGCACUGAGUUGUAGUUGUGACAGAUGUAACACAGGCUAUAUUGACUGUGUACAGGAUAGUAUUGAGUCAAAUUACUGUACAAAGCCAAGAAAGCCGAAAGAUUUCUUCUACAAUUAUGCCAAAAAAUUCAUUGGGCAUAAAUUUAAGUAAACCUGUUGUAAUGGAACACUCCAUAAUCCAGCAUGUCUCUGCAACAGCAGAUGCCAUGAAGUGCCUUAACAUACCCUCUGCUUGCCAAAUGUAGCUCCAGGAAGUGCCCACAUCUGGGCCAUAUACAGAGACCCAUCUUUACAAGCUGUGUUCCAGACCAACUCACAGCAAAUUCAGCAUCUGCAUUUUGGAGCACCCUAGGUUCAAGAACUUCAGGAUAUGUGUCAACAGCUAAUGGUUCCUGCCAUUGCAUAUUCUUGCUGGUUUAUACAGGUUUACUUUAACAGAUUUCCCAAAAAUAUAUCCAGGUUUGCAUUUGUUUAGAGAAGCAGAUAAGUGUUAAAUAUAGGUUCACUGUUUAAAAACAUUAGAUAACAUAUACUGUUUAACGUUUCUUUUACUGCAGAAAGUUGAACUAAAAUCAAUAUCUAUAAUCAAA
Rana temporaria (common frog) is the source of this 956-nucleotide messenger RNA. It is a transcript of the gene TSHB, whose product is annotated as thyroid stimulating hormone subunit beta. The transcript is spliced from 2 exons. Gene Ontology annotation, cellular component: extracellular region; cytoplasm. The record is from RefSeq and is a predicted model, not a curated record. Gene Ontology annotation, biological process: G protein-coupled receptor signaling pathway. Gene Ontology annotation, molecular function: hormone activity. Bases 26 to 517 code for a protein of 163 amino acids. Lineage: Eukaryota; Metazoa; Chordata; Amphibia; Anura; Ranidae.